This is a messenger RNA of Pimephales promelas (fathead minnow), 1199 nucleotides long. The record is from RefSeq and is a predicted model, not a curated record. Lineage: Eukaryota; Metazoa; Chordata; Actinopteri; Cypriniformes; Leuciscidae.
UAAAAUGUAACUGAUGAUCUUACUAAUAACAUUAAGUGAAUAAAACUUAUUUUGAAUAAGUUUGUUGACCUUACUAAGUUUGAUAAAGUAAGGACAACGUUUUAGCACGGUAAGUUAUUAAACUCAAAAGAUUAAAUUAACCUCUACUUAAAAUAAUAAGUAUGUUGAACAUUUUCGAGUGGUCAUGCGCAGUUCUACCAGUAGGUGGAGCCGAUUUGAAAACGUAAUACCAUUAUUUCGGAUGAGGAAAGCACAUGGAAAGAGCUUGCUUUGUGAGAUGAGACAUGGAAAGGAAAUAUCAAUGCAGAGUUUAUUCGCAUCACAAGCAAAAACCUCAAGCAAGAAUUUUUUACAGCACUUGAUCAACAUACAGCUCCAUUUCUGGCAGUUGGAAAGAAAACUUUCUGAAUUUGUGGGCACUGACAUCACUGCAAAUCGCACAGCAGUUCUUUGUGGACUUCCCCUCAUUUUUGGAGAAGACACCUCAGACUUUUUCAAAACAAUAUUGGACUGUGAUUGCAACACACCCAAGAUUUCCAUUGGGAUUAUAACUGUGAUGACUGAAGAAACUCAGGAUUCUUCACAAGCACUGCAUUUAGAGGCUUCACACACAGCAAUUGUCCUACAAGGAGCCAUUGUUAUGGAUGAACUUCAAAAACUUCCGGAUGCCAUGUGCCUACUUUUUGGGCUGAUAUACUGUAUGCGUUUAAUACGAAGUACACUCCACAGCUCAAGAACAUCUUUGAUUUUAUUCAGAGACUGUUUCUUUCUCUGGGACACAAAUUCCUGAAGCCUAAACUACAGUCACCUGAAAACAUGCUGCUCAUGUAAGUAAAUGUUGUUUCAGAUUAAAAAAAUUCUGUCAUAAUUUACACUCCAUCAUCUUGUUUCAAACCCGUAAGAGAAAGGGUCUAGUCUUAAAAUAAAUCAUAAAUACAUCUUAAUAAUCUCUUUAUAUCUUUUAAGUUAGGGUCAUCUGGACUAUCAAUAGAGGGACAUAAAAUGCUUAACUGGUUAAUUUUAAAUAUUUGUAUUUGUGUUUCCAAGAAUAUCCAAACUUACAGGUUUGUUAUGAGAUGUGGGAGAGUAAAUUAUGACAGAUUUUUCAGUUUAGUGGCUAUCCUGUUACUAUCCCUUUAAAGGGUUAGUUCACCCAAAAAUGAAAAUUAAGUCAUUAAUUACUCACCCCCAUGCUGUAC